AUGCUUCAGUCAUCACCCUCCUUCCUGCGGCCGGCCCGCAAAGCGCCUCGGUACUCUGUUCGGCCGUUUUACACUUCGCUAGCCGUUUUUACAACACUUGCAAUAUUGACCUUGCUUAUCGCAUGGGUUGGAAAGGGUCAAGCGCAUCGUACCACAGCGGGCACACUUCUUGUCAAGCGUGAUAACGAGCCAGAGUGUCGUCUCGUACGUGAAGUCAAAGAUCAAUGUGCAUAUGUCCGUGAAAAUUGCCCCGAUCACCAAGAUGGCCUAUUCUCUUAUUUACAGCUAUACUACUGCGCCCUCCCGAAUGCGAAGCCGCUUGCGUUCCUCAUCUUGAUUCUCUGGUUAUCGCUCCUAUUCAGUACCAUCGGAAUCGCUGCUAGUGAUUUCUUAUGUAUCGACCUGAGUACAUUAGCGAGCAUUUUGGGCUUGAGCGAGAGUCUCACGGGCGUUACUUUCCUCGCAUUCGGCAAUGGAAGUCCCGAUGUUUUCUCAACCUUCGCCGCCAUGCGCUCGAAUAGUGGCAGCCUAGCCAUUGGUGAAUUGAUUGGAGCUGCAAGUUUCAUCACGUCUGUCGUGGCCGGCUCCAUGGCUCUAGUUCGGCCGUUCAAGGUCGCGCGAAGAAGCUUUGUCAGGGAUGUUGGUUAUUUCGUGAUCGCCGUCGCCUUCAGCAUGUUUUUGCUAGCCGAUGGACGACUUCAUGUCUGGGAAUCGGCUGCAAUGGUUGCUCUAUAUGUCUUCUACGUUUUUAUGGUUGUGACAUGGCACUGGUAUCUGGUUCGGCGUCGGAAGCGUCACGAAAGGGACAUGGCAGCACGAACACAUUUUCAUAUCCCUGACAACCAAGAGCUGGAGUAUGAGCAACCUUUGGAUGACGAUGACCCGGGUGUUGCAUCAGAGUCACGCGAGUCUCGGGCCCUUCUCCUCGGUGCAUCCACUGAUGACUUUGAUCUACUGGAACGCGCCGAGAGACCCCCCAGUUGGAAGGAGGAAGAGGACGACGAGGACGACGAAACCCGCAACCGGUAUUUAGCCGAGAUUCGAGACAAUAUGCAUGUUUAUCGACCUCCGAAUCGAUCAAGACGAAACACUUUGAAUCCGAUCCGAGCAAGUCUUGUGGGUGCGCUGGAAUUUCAGUCCGUGCUGCACUCGCUUGAGAAAUCGAGGAAUAUCAGACACAGGCCGACAAGCAGCCUGGGCAGCUAUUCGGACGAAGGCAAUGUGUCUUCUCAGUCUUGGGACACCAGAUCUGUAGCAUCCCAUCCUCGUGCUACCCGGCCGCCCGGGCCUAACGAUCGCCUGUCGCCGCGUAGCGCGGAAGGCUCUAGGGCUCGAGCAGUGUCAGCCAAUGAUGCUGAUAGACUGGAACUGGACCCCAGUGUGCUAGGUCGUGGUCAAGAGGAGGUACCACAGCUUACUGUUAGACGACCUUCUGAGGAGGUGCCCGCUCGAGAAUCUGUGCAGCCACCUCGAAUCGAUACCAACGUGGCAAUAACGCUCUCUCCCUCGGCAUCUUCACAGCCAUCGCCAAGCGGAAGCCCCGUUGCCGCGAAUGCUCCCCAAACACCCGAUCUACUAGCUCCACCUGGUGCUUUCAGCUCUCCCAACUAUCAAUCAAGCACGACUCAUGACCGAUCGCCACAAGCAGUCUCGCCACGAGGCACUAGUGGCAGCUAUCAAUCCAUGGCCGGUUUAGAAGGCUCUUCGGCGCCGUUCCCGAUAUAUUUCGACGAUACUUCCGCUCCAUCAUCGUGCGCACCCAGUAUUCGUCUACCCAAUCCAGUGGCUAGUCCAGCAGAACAGCUCCUUGUCCAUGAUCCCUUUGGUGAUAGGCUCACGGAUAGCUCUUCAUGUCGGUUGAGAAAAUGGUGGCCUGAUUCUGUCUUACCUCCCCCUCAGCAACUUGCAUGCACACUUUUCCCGACACUGGCUGGCUGGAAAGGCAGAAGCAUCAUGGGACGUUUUCUAGGCAUAGUUGCCGCACCAAGUGUGUUUCUCUUAACAAUCACUGUACCAGUCAUCGAGCCCCAGGCUGCAGAAUAUGACGAACCAGACCCAAUACCGGCGGUAGUCAUCGAACAAGUCGAUGCUGAUAGACCUGCUCCAAGGAUAAGACUACCAGCCGACAGCCCUACUCUUCAUCCCAUGGGACAUGGUCGUCAUGAUUCCAUUCCUGAGAUAUCAACGACACAUCCUCAUAACCACAAACAUUCGCAUGACGACUCUUACAGGCGAACCCGUUGGGACUCAGAGCUACCAGCAGCACCCCCUCCAGCAAUUGACCCAGAAGCGUCCGCCAAGGACUGGAACCGCUGGCUGGUCUCAAUUCAACUGUUCACGGGCCCAUUCUUCUUCACCCUGAUUGCGUGGACUACCGCAGACACAUCCCUCAAUCCACGCAACUUGAUCCUCCCAGGCCUGAUAUCUCUGCUCUUCUCUUUCAUCUGCCUCACACUCCUAAUCAUCACGACACGCAGUCGUCCAUAUAACCGACUCUCCCCAACAAACCACUCAGAGCAGCAGCACAAUGCUACCGCUUCAGAUCUAGAACCACAACCACAACCUCUCCCAUACUCAUGGAAACCCGUCCUCUCCAUGCUCGGCUUCCUAGUCGCAAUAUCCUGGAUCGCAACAAUAGCCACCGAGGUUGUCUCCCUCCUCAAAACCAUCGGCGUAAUCCUCGACAUCUCAGACUCCCUCCUCGGCCUAACCGUUUUCGCCGUCGGUAAUUCCCUCGGCGACCUCGUCGCCGACAUCACAGUCGCAAGACUCGGAUACCCAGUCAUGGCGUUGAGCGCCUGCUUCGGCGGACCCAUGCUAAACAUCUUACUCGGUAUCGGUCUAGGCGGGUUAUAUAUGACUCUCAAUCGAUCGGAUACUCCGUCUCGCCGUGAUGAGAUCUUUGCUGGCGGGAGUGGAGGCGGCCUUACUGCUGCGGCAACCUAUCAUAUUGAAAUCUCCAAGGUCUUGGUCAUCAGUGGGGCUACCUUGCUUGUUGUCCUGGUUGGUCUUUUGAUCGUCGUUCCGCUGAAUGGUUGGCGCAUGGAUAAGAGGAUUGGGUGGGGGCUUAUUGUUGUUUGGUGUAUUAGUACCAUUGGCAAUGUGAUUGCCGAGUUAAUAUAA
Messenger RNA from Penicillium cosmopolitanum, 3123 nucleotides. RefSeq names its product sodium/calcium exchanger protein. Gene Ontology annotation, cellular component: membrane. Bases 1 to 3123 code for a protein of 1040 amino acids. The transcript has 2 exons. Lineage: Eukaryota; Fungi; Ascomycota; Eurotiomycetes; Eurotiales; Aspergillaceae. Gene Ontology annotation, molecular function: monoatomic cation transmembrane transporter activity. The record is from RefSeq and is a predicted model, not a curated record. Gene Ontology annotation, biological process: monoatomic cation transport; transmembrane transport; intracellular calcium ion homeostasis.